AAAUGAAAGAUUAAACGUGUUAUUAGCAGAGGAGAGCUGACGAGCGGGUCAGACAGAGACAGACGGUCUACCUGGUCAUGGAUCUCCUGCUGAUGCUGUUGCUGUUGCUGUGGAGCUCAGGACUCCAGGCUGAAGAUAAACACCAAUCAACAGAGCCUGUCAGGUUGGUGGGAGGAGCCAGUCGCUGUGCAGGUACACUGGAGGUGAAACAUGGAGAGUGGAGACCAGUGAGAUACUCUUUCUGGACCCUGAAGGAAGCAGCUGUUGCCUGCAGAGAAUUGGACUGUGGCUCUGCUGUUUCAACAGGAAGAAGAUUUGAGUCCUCACGUAGACCUGUAUGGAGGAUCAACCCUAACUGUCUUCAGUCUGGAUCUGCACUGAGGGACUGUGCAUCAUCACAUUCUUCUUCCUCCAUCAUGGAGCUCACCUGCUCAGACUCUGUCAGGCUGGUGAAUGGGACUAGUCUGUGUUCAGGCAGACUGGAGGUGAAGUCUGAGCAGUUGUGGUCCUCAGUGUGUGAAGCUGAGUUUGACCAGCAGGAUGCAGAGGUGGUCUGUAGGGAGCUUGGCUGUGGGGCUCCUUCAGUCCUCCAGGGGGCGCUCUAUGGAGAAGUGGAGGCUCCAAUGUGGACCAAAGAGUUCCAGUGUGGAGGCAAUGAGUCUGCUCUCCUGGACUGUAGAAGAUCAGACUCAGCUAGAAGAACCUGCUCACCUGGUAAAGCUGUUGGACUCACCUGCUCAGAGCCGGUCAGGUUGGUGGGAGGAGCCAGUCGCUGUGCAGGUACACUGGAGGUGAAACAGGGAGAGUGGAGACCAGUGAGUGACUCUUACUGGACCCUGAAGGAAGCAGCUGUUGCCUGCAGAGAAUUGGACUGUGGCUCUGCUGUUUCAAAAGGACGCCGAGAUGAGUCCUCAUACAGACCUGCAUGGAGGAUCAGACCUGACUGUCUUCAGUCUGGAUCUGCACUGAGGUACUGUUCAUCAUCAGGUUCCUCUUCCUCCAUCAUGGAGCUCACCUGCUCAGACCUGCUGCUUCAGCCAAUCAUCUCUGUGUCUCCUACCAUGGACGGGGUCUCCGGGGCCCAGCAGCAGGGGUUUCAGGUUCUCCAGGGCUCCAACUUCACCAUCAGCUGCUCCGUCCAGCCUCAGUACCCAGGAGGCUCCUUCCAGCUCACCUUCACCUCCUCCAACACAACACACAACUACACCCAGCCAGCUGUCAAUCACUCUGCUGACUUCCUGUUUCCUGCUGCAGACCCCGCCCACCAAGGAAGCUACAGCUGUGUUUAUGGCGUCUAUGUUUUUUCUCAUAACUUCUCCUCUGAGAGCCGUCUGCUCUCUCUCACUGUCACAGAUCCAAAGGUUUUCAUCAUCAGACUGGUCGUCCUGCCGGUGGCUCUGCUGCUGUCUAACACUGCCCUCUAUUUCAUCCUGAAGGCCAGCAGGGGGCAGAAGUCAGACCCACAGGAGAACAUUGAGCUGGAUUAUUACAACCUGGGUGUUUCCAGAGCUGAAGGAGAGCCGGCUGGAGAGGAAGGAGCUUGGGGAGCAGAGUAGGACCUCCGAGGAGCCACACAAACCCUCUGAAGAAGAAAAUCAUGUUUGGUUUCAUCUCUCCUCUCAGUCUGACAGGUUUUUGCAGCCCAGCACGGCGAGGAAUGACGUCCAUAGUGUUCGAUUCCACAGCUUCUGAUUUCCAUCCAGCACCAACGCUCAGUGCCAAAACAGGAAGUAGUAAGACCUUUAUUAAAACCACUAGAAGAAGAGCAGAGAGGAGAUCUGAUCUGUAUAUAAUUAUAGUUUGACAGAAUAUUAAUCUCUCGUGUGAACGGCUGUAACAUUUUUACUUAACCCUUUACGUACUGUUCAUAUUCUAUCAUCACAUACUGUUCAUAUUCUAUCAUCACAUACUGUUCAUAUUCUAUCAUCACAUACUGUUCAUAUUC
Messenger RNA from Scomber scombrus (Atlantic mackerel), 1945 nucleotides. Its product is annotated as scavenger receptor cysteine-rich type 1 protein M130-like. Gene Ontology annotation, cellular component: membrane. NCBI's taxonomy places the organism in Eukaryota, Metazoa, Chordata, Actinopteri, Scombriformes, Scombridae. The transcript is spliced from 8 exons. The coding region runs from base 78 to 1556 and encodes 492 amino acids. The record is from RefSeq and is a predicted model, not a curated record.